This is a messenger RNA of Solea senegalensis (Senegalese sole), 1377 nucleotides long. Its product is annotated as cysteine-rich protein 2-like. The record is from RefSeq and is a predicted model, not a curated record. Lineage: Eukaryota; Metazoa; Chordata; Actinopteri; Pleuronectiformes; Soleidae. The transcript is spliced from 8 exons. The coding region runs from base 191 to 814 and encodes 207 amino acids.
UCACUCCCAUCUUCAUCAUCAUCAUCUUCCUCCUCAUCCUCUGAGGUGUGUCUGUGUCGGAGUCUGUGUCUGUGCCGCCGGAGCUUCAGACGGUGACGAGAGUAAAACCGAACCGAAACGAAGCGAACCUCUGUCUGUCUGUCUGUCUCUGUCUUUGCUCGUGACUCCUUCACGGAAUCCUUCACGGAAAAUGGCGUCAAAAUGUCCCAAAUGCGACAAGACGGUGUAUUUCGCUGAAAAAGUGUCGUCUUUAGGUAAAGAUUGGCACAAGUUCUGUCUGAAGUGUGAACGAUGCAACAAGACGCUGAAUCCCGGAGGCCACGCCGAGCACGACGGGAAGCCUUUUUGCCACAAGCCAUGCUAUGCCGCCCUCUUUGGGCCGAAAGGCGUCAACAUUGGCGGAGCUGGUUCCUACGUGUACGCCGCUCCUGCCAAUGAAGCGCCUGCAGCCGUUUCCAUGGAAACAGAUGCUAAACCGGAGCAGGGGGAGGGGGAAAGAAAAGCCCCUGUGCGUGGACCAGUGAAGGCUGCGAGUUUCUCGUCUUUCUCUGGAGGACCCAACAUCUGUCCCAGGUGCAACAAGACGGUGUAUUUUGCUGAGAAGGUGUCGUCUCUGGGAAAGAACUGGCACCGUCCUUGUCUCCGCUGUGACAGGUGCAGUAAGACUCUGAGCCCCGGCAGCCACGCCGAGCACGACGGACAGCCGUACUGUCACAAACCCUGCUAUGCUGUGAUGUUUGGACCCAAAGGCGUAAACACCGGCGGCGUCGGCAGCUACAUCUACGACGACCCUGAAGCCAAAGAGGAGCCUUGAGAACUCGACCCGGCUGCUAGAGCUCAGACGAAGAACAACCUCCAGGUCCCUCCACGUCUCUCUCUUUGAUCUGCCUUCAAGCGUCCUGGCGACAAAUGAUACGUACUGUACUCGCAGGGAUGGAUAUUCACAUGUUUAUGUUGUAUUUGCACAUUGUUUAUAUUAUUAUUAGGGACCGAGCACUCACACAGUGUGCGAGGACUUAUUGUAAUUCAAGGAAUUAUUAUUAUUAUUGUACUUUUUUUUUGUACUGAACCUUUAAUAUAUCCUCCCAGUGUGAGCUCCUUGGUUGUCUUUGCCAAAUAAUGUACCCACCUCCAAUUAUGACUUUCACGUCCCCCCCCCACGAUUGUGCACUUGAUAAACAGCGUAACUUAACACAGAGAAGUAGAAAUGGUACGAGCCGCCACGUGUAUGUACUGUCAGUGUUGAAUUCUCUAAGGUGAACGCGGCGCAGUGAAGAGACACAUUUUUACUGAAUGUUGUGAAGCUUGUAGAGUUUAGAGUCUGACGAAAAAAAGUGGUUGAGCACAUUUUCUACAGUAAAACUGUGUGAAACCAAA